Monodelphis domestica (gray short-tailed opossum) is the source of this 2785-nucleotide messenger RNA. Its product is annotated as charged multivesicular body protein 1B2. Gene Ontology annotation, biological process: vacuolar transport. NCBI's taxonomy places the organism in Eukaryota, Metazoa, Chordata, Mammalia, Didelphimorphia, Didelphidae. The record is from RefSeq and is a predicted model, not a curated record.
CGGUUAGGGCCGUUAGGACGGUGGGAGCGCUCGAGCCCCGCCCCUCAGGCGCCUGACGCCUCCACCCGCCACCCUGCGCGGCAGCGAAGCCGGAAGUGGGUUCCCCAAACAAUCGAGAGGCGCAGUCCGCUCUAGGCCAGUGGUACCGGGGAAUCUCCAGUGACUUACAGCCCACGCAGCUCUGGUGGUCACCCACCACCAUCCCCACCACCCCCGGGAGAAACGGCAGGACCAUGUCGAACAUGGAAAAACACCUAUUUAACCUGAAGUUUGCUGCAAAAGAGCUUAAUAGGAAUGCCAAAAAAUGUGAUAAAGAAGAAAAAGCUGAAAAGGCAAAGAUUAAAAAGGCCAUCCAGAAGGGCAAUACAGAAGUCGCACGAAUACAUGCUGAAAAUGCAAUCCGCCAGAAAAACCAAGGAAUUAAUUUUUUGAGAAUGAGUGCUCGGGUAGAUGCUGUAGCAGCUAGAGUUCAAACAGCUGUGACAAUGGGCAAGGUAACUAAAUCGAUGGCAGGUGUGGUUAAGUCUAUGGAUGCUACAUUGAGGAGCAUGAACCUUGAGAAGAUAUCUGCCUUAAUGGACAAAUUUGAACAUCAGUUUGAAACCUUAGAUGUUCAAACACAACAAAUGGAAGACACUAUGAGCAGCACUACAACCCUAACAACUCCACAAAACCAAGUGGAUAUGCUCCUUCAAGAAAUGGCAGAUGAAGCAGGCCUUGAUCUCAACAUGGAGCUCCCACAGGGUCAGACUGGUUCUGUUGGCACAAGUGUUGCUUCAACAGAACAGGAUGAACUAUCACAGAGACUUGCCCGCCUCCGUGAUCAAGUGUAACACAAAGACCUUGAUGCUGUCAUACACUACGCUUACUUCUGAAACCUCUUGUGUGUGUAUGUGUAUGUGUGUAUGUGUAUGUGUGCAUAUAUAUAUAUCUCUUAUCUAUAUGGAUAGAUAGAGAUAGAUAGAGAUAUAGAUAUAGAUGUUCAAAUACUCUUGGUAAUAUAAGAUGCUCUGGGCUUGCAGUUCUUUAUGAAUAGGAUAAAUUUGAGGGAGCUUGCACUCUUACUGGAUUUUAUAAUUCUGAACAGUAUAGGUUGAAAUGUGGAAGAUGGCUUUUGCAGGUGUCUUAGGUUGAAACAAGUUUAAUUCAUUCUGUUUGAAACAUCUUUGUUAAAUUUGGGGUCAUAAUUCUAGUUCCCAAAUAUUUCAAUUCCUGUUUACAAUGACUAAUUAUUAAAGUGAAACAUUUAAAAAUCUGUGUUCAUUUUCUCUCUACAGAGCUGAGAUGAUAUUUUUUUAAAAGUAGGAAUGGAAUAGGCCAGGGAAAUCUCUCUCCUUUGUUCACUUAACCCAAUACACAUUAUUCCCCAUUUUGGGAUGAACAGUACUGUGUGCAAUGUUGGUCUGCUUUUAGUCUGUAUUUGUUUUUUAACCUUAAAUUAUCAUAGGAAUUUUCAUACCAUAUUCUGAGAGAGACAGAGUGAGUGUGUGUGUAUGUGUGUGUGUGUGUGUGUGCGCGUGCGUGCGUGUGUGUGCGCGCAUGCUUUAAAAUCUUCAUGAAAUGAUCAUCUUAAUAAUCACCUGAAAAAAGUGCCACACUGCUUCAUUUACAGGAAAGUUUAAGGCUCAUUUGCAUUUACUGUUUGCAAGAUAUGGUGGUUGUUAAUUCCGAGCCAUUUUUGGACUUCCAUACUUCUCUCCAGUAAAAUGAUAAAAUUGGGAAAUUGGACUUUUCCUGUUGAAUUUUUAUUAGCCAAUAUUUUUAAAGUCUGUUUUCUUACCAUGUACAUUCCCAGGGAUUAUUUUAGGGAAAACUGACCUGUUCUGUUUUAAACAAGAAUUUCAAAAACAAAGAAAUCAGUGUGCUAUCCUCAAAACUAAAUGUGUUAGUCCUGUAUGUCUUAAAGCAGCACCUCAUUACUCAUUGGGAAUCUUAAGUGGAUGUGGAGAUUUUAACUUUGGCCAUACAAGCAACAUAAAUACUCAUCUAGUCAAGUGGAAGUUGAAGUAGUUUGGGUGUUUGGGGGAGGGGGGACCAAGUUACUGAAUUUUGUUGCCCCAAUGUCAAUUCAACCUCUUAGAAUGGCCGGUAUAGUUUAUUGAAAUGUGCAAUUUACCAUGUAGCUAUGAUGUUUUAACUUAGUAGUCACAAAGUGGUGGCGGAUCAGUGAAUUACUAAUACAUUAUAGCAAGAAUACAAAUGGAGGUUGAAUGAGUACAGAGACUAGGGGCAAGGGUUUAUCCGCCUGGUGAAAGAUUUCCCCAUUAAAUAGUUUUCUGUUUUUUUGUUUUGAUUUGGUUUUUCCAAAUAAGAAAGUUUUCUUGAGGAAUGAUUAUCCCCAUUGUUAGUCACAAAGGCAUUCGAAGUGCAAUUACAAGAGCCUUUUGCCAGACCUUUCUUAGCUAAAUAUUACCCAUUCAUCCCUGCGAAUGAGAGUAGGUUUGAAUGAAAAAUACAUGAAUAAGCAAAUGCAAUGGGAAUUAGCUGUGUUGUUUGUUGAGCACUAGGUCCCAUGUAUCCAAGUUUCUUAGUAUAUGACUGGAGUGUUUCUAUCUCCAUGUAGACAUCCUGCAUUUUGUUAAAUGAGUGAUGCUUUUUUCCUCUCUAUGGAAAUGAUUUGUGUGUUCAUUUUUACUGAAAUAUUCUAGGGAGCCAGAGAAGAGAAUUAUCAUAGACCAGAAUGCCUAUGAAGUAUAAACUUUCCUUAUUUUCCUUUGUUGACAUAUGUAACUUGUUCUUUCAACUUGGAUAAAAUAUUACAAUUAAAAAUCUCUUAACUUGUGGA